Messenger RNA from Bactrocera oleae (olive fruit fly), 2924 nucleotides. RefSeq names its product ATP-binding cassette sub-family G member 1. Gene Ontology annotation, cellular component: membrane. Gene Ontology annotation, biological process: transmembrane transport. Lineage: Eukaryota; Metazoa; Arthropoda; Insecta; Diptera; Tephritidae. The record is from RefSeq and is a predicted model, not a curated record. Gene Ontology annotation, molecular function: ATP binding; ABC-type transporter activity; ATP hydrolysis activity.
UUUUUUUUUUUCUAUUUUAUUGAGCGUGUUUGUUGUGCUUAUUAUUUUGUAUUUUAUUGGGCUGUCAAGCUCAUCUGGUUUUAAGUAAUUCGUUGUUGGAUUCGCUUCCGUAGUUUUUCGCGAAGUGGUUACCGGGCAAGACGGACCGUUUCCUAUAGCACGCGGCAGUCUUAUUUUGCAUUGCGCGCUUACUAAACGGGUUCGAAUAUUUCGCGCUUAAGUAUAAUAUAUUUUGGUCGCUUCAUUUGCUUUUGUCAAGUCAAGUUGUUGUUUGUUAUUGUUGUGGUUAGUUAAGUUUGGAUAAGCGUUUGUGAGAUUGCGAAGCAGUGUGCUGUAUUUGUUAGCCUCAAAGUUGCAGCUAAAUUGUAUUCAAGCCUUUUUUGCCGAUUUUUACUGUUUCCAACUUUUACUAUGCAAAGAGGAGUACAGUUUUAAUGGUGUUGCCAGUAACUGAAAGUAAAAUAAAUAAAAUAAAAUAAGAAAAAUAAAAUAAAAUAAAAUUAAAAUAAAAUAAGAAGUAUAUAUAUUUUGUACAUAUGUAUACAUGUAUAUACAAAGUUAACGAAUAAAAAUUAACCGGUACAACAACAAAAGUGCGGGAAAGUGUAAUGUGUUUAAGAAAUAAUCAAGACAAUUAAGUGACAAUUGAAUUCAAUUAGAAGUGCAAAUAAUUUCAGUGAAAUUUUCAACAACUGUGAUCAUACAUAUAAAAAAUAUACAAUAUAUGAAAAAUAUAAAUUUACAGCUACAUAAAUAUACAUAUAAUACCAUAAAAAAAUAAUAUCAUAUAGAGCUAAACUUAAAAAAAAAUACAUUUAACACCGUGCACACACAAAAUAUUCACACAAAAAUGACGUUGGAAUCUCACGGUAAACUGCUGAAAGAGCGCGUCAAGCCCAUCGAUAUACAGUUCAAGGAUCUAAGCUAUCAAGUUCAAGUGCAUAAAGUGAAGAAAACCAUUUUGAAAGGAAUUUCGGGUACAUUUCGCUCUGGUCAACUGACGGCAAUUAUGGGACCCUCGGGGGCGGGCAAGUCGAGUUUGAUGAAUAUUUUAACAGGUCUUACUACAAAAGGUGUUAACGGUAAUAUACAUUUUGGCGACUCACAAACUAAAUCGCGUAAACUGUGUUGUUAUAUAAUGCAAGAUGAUCAUUUUCAUUCAUGGUUUACCGUUGAGGAGACAAUGCUGCUGGCGGCUCAACUGAAAAUCUCUAACGAUUCGAUGAACAUAAAGGAGAAGAAAAUGCUGAUCGAACAUUUAUUGGAUACCCUAAAGUUAUCACAGACCAAAUUAACACGCACUGGCAACCUAUCUGGCGGUCAAAAGAAACGCUUAUCUAUCGCCUUGGAGUUAAUUGAUAAUCCAGCGGUGCUAUUUUUGGAUGAGCCAACAACCGGCUUGGAUAGCUCAGCAUCUUGCGAUACCAUACGGUUACUACAAACUUUGGCCAAUGAAGGUCGCACAAUCGUUUGUACAAUUCAUCAACCCUCGUCACAUGUUUUCAGCCUAUUUAAUCAAAUUUAUGUGCUGAGUCAAGGUUGGUGUACAUACCAGGGUACGCCGCAUAAUACCAUUGACUUUUUAAGAACGGUUGGUUUGGAAUGUCCGACUUAUCACAAUCCAGCUGAUUUUUUGUUGGAGUGCGUGAAUGGUGAUUAUGGCGAUCAUACCGAUGACUUAGCUGCUGCUGCUCGACAGCCUAAAUGGCGAUAUGAUUAUGAUGCGGAGCAACCGCAACACUUGGAUGGUUUAAAUGGCGUACAAAUUGUGAAAAUGAUGGAGUCUAAACGGGGAGGGGUAAAGCAACUAUCCCCAUCGAUAACACCACCAAUAUCUGCCACAAAACAUGUUUACCCGCCGCCAGAAUGGAUGCGUCUGUGGCUGUUGAUCGGUCGUUGUCAUGUGCAAUUUUUCCGCGAUUGGACGGUGACCUAUUUAAAAUUGGCUGUGCAUAUUAUUUGCGCUAUACUGAUUGGCCUGCUAUAUGGCGACUCCGGUUCAAAUGCGACAAAGCAGAUUGCAAAUUUAGGUUCAUUCACAAUACACAAUACGUAUUUAUGGUAUACGACAAUGAUGCCGGGCCUAUUGAGAUUCCCUCAGGAAAUCAGCAUAGUCAAAAAGGAAACUUUCAACAAUUGGUAUAAAUUACGAACGUAUUAUAUGGCAACGCUGAUAACGUCUACACCGGUACACAUCAUAUUUUCCAUGACAUAUAUCACCAUCGCCUACCUGAUGACCGAUCAACCAUUUGAAAUUGAACGUUAUGCCAAAUUCAUGUUGACAGCUGUCGUGGUGACGAUAUGCGCCGAUGGACUGGGUGUACUAUUAGGCACUAUAUUGAAUCCAAUUAACGGUACAUUUGUCGGUGCUGUAUUGACUUGUUUCAUGUUGAUAUUCUCCGGUUUUCUUAUACUGCUCACACAUAUGUCGAGCUUAAUGCGCUUAUUAUCGUACUUAUCACCAAUUCGUUAUGCGCUCGAGAGCAUGGUGUUGGCGAUAUAUUCUAAUAAUCGGGGGAAUAUUUAUUGCCCAAUGGAUGUGGUGUAUUGUCAUUUUAAAAAUGCCAGUACAGUGCUACGCAGUUUCGGCAUGGAAAAUGGAAAUUUCGGCAUGAAUAUAUUAAUAAUGUUUCUGCAACUGUCGACUUUUAAAGGACUAGCUUAUGUUAUGCUAAAGCGAAAGCUGCGAACGUAAAAUACUUUAUAUUAUAAUUCAUAUAAUGUAAUAUGUUUGCAUAUAUAUAUGUAUAUGUAUGUAUGUAUAAAUAUAGGUGAUAUAUGUAAGUAGAAAAUACUGUUAAUUUACUAGUAGUAGUAGUAUUAUAUCUAAAUAUUUGUUUAUAAAAUAAGUUACGGUGUAUUGUUCGAAAUAUGUAGCAAAAUUAAAUAAAAAAUAGUGCUACAACAAAAAGAAAAACAAAAAA